GACAAUCGAAAACCGGAAACUACAUCCUUGAAGUUGAACUAUGGGGUCAAUUAAGAUGCAACGCAGAUUUAUAUUUAAAUGUUCGAUUUUUAUUGAAAUUAUUUUAUCAGCGGCCCCACAAAGGAACCACUAACUGAAUGAAAUGGAGCUGGAGCCUAUCCCAGCUGCACUCUGGCGGACCCUGGGCAAGUCGCCACCUCAUCGCAGGGCCAACAGAGAUAGACAACAUUCACGCUUACAUUUACACACCAAUCAGUCUAUCCCCAGGUACAGUGGAAGCUGCAAGAAAUUAAAUGCCAUGACAUUGUUGCAGAUAAAAGAAAUGUGGUUUUGGACGGAUCCCGAUGAGAGGACUACCAUGUCCUGUCCUCUCCGGGCCUGUGAGGAAGACGAGGACACGGCGCUUCAUUGCGAGGGAGGAGGCUUCAAUGAAGACGACGACGGAGACUUUUUAGACCGGAGAAGCGACAUCAACUCGCCGGCGGCGCCUCGGCAAACUGCAGCCGCGCCAGACGAGGAGGCAGACAUAUCAGAUAGGGAAGUCACUUGCAAAAAGAAAGGACGGCCGAAGAAGAAAGACGCCAAGAAGAAGGACAAAGAGGGCAAACCUGUCAAGGCCAAAAAACGCAAAAAGAUUGACAGCGAUGUAGAGAGGGACUCAGACAGAGACUUUGGCGAGAACUCCGACAGCCUUGCCAGCGACUAUGGAUCGGGUGAGAAAAAAAAGAAGAAGAAGCAUAAAGAAAGGAAAGAGAAGAAAACCAAGAAGAAGAAAAAGGACGAUGGGGACCGAGACAGCAGUCCGGAAGAGACCAUUAAGCAGCCCGUAGAGCAGAAGACCUCCGCCCAGCUGGCUAAGGAGUGGGGUCUGGAGGAUGUAGCGCAUACCUUCAGCCAGGAAGACUACAGGGAGAUCACCAACUACAAAGCCUUCAGUCAGUUCAUGAGGCCAAUGAUUGCCAAGAAGAACCCUAAGAUCCCCAUGUCUAAGAUGAUGACAAUCCUGGGCGCCAAAUGGAGGGAGUUUAGCUCCAACAACCCUUUCAAAGGCAAUGGGGCUGCUGUCGCUGCGGCCGCCGCAGCUGCCGCCAUCGCUGUCGCCGAACAGGUGUCCGCGGCGACUGUCUUGCCUGAGCCGCCGCUCCCGCCGCAGCCCCCGCCCAUUCGGAAGGCUAAGACUAAAGAGGGCAAAGGUCCAGGUUACAAGAAGCGCAGUAAAAGUCCUCGAGUCUCGGACAAAAAAAAGGCUUUAGCUGCAGCCAAGGCUAAAAAGAUGGCGCCCAUUCGUAUCAAGCUUUCGCCGAUAUGCACUAAGAGGAAGAAGAGUUGCUCUAGUGAGGACAUGGACGAGGACGAGUCGGAGCAGGAGGACUCCAGCGUUCACAGCUCCUCGGUUCGAUCCGACAGCUCUGGCCGCGUCAAGAAGAACAAGCGAGGGCGGCCGGCUAAGAAGAAGAAGAAAAUUGUGGGUGAGGAGGAAGGGGACGGCUAUGAAACAGACCAUCAGGACUACUGCGAGGUGUGUCAGCAGGGUGGCGAGAUCAUCCUGUGUGACACGUGUCCACGAGCUUACCACCUUGUGUGCCUGGAACCUGAGAUGGACAAGGCUCCUGAGGGCAAUUGGAGCUGUCCACACUGCGAAAAAGAAGGUAUCCAGUGGGAAGCAAAAGACGAGGACUUUGAAGACUUUGAAGAGGACGUGGAGGACAGAACCAUCUUGGAGGUUGGGGCCGGUGUCCCUGCCAGUGCCGAGGAGGAAGACGACCACAUUGAGUUCUGCCGGGUGUGUAAAGACGGAGGUGAACUGUUGUGCUGUGACACCUGCACAUCUUCCUACCACAUCCACUGUCUAAACCCUCCACUGCCAGAGAUCCCCAAUGGAGAGUGGUUGUGUCCGCGAUGCACGUGUCCACCGAUUAAAGGACGAGUACAGAAGAUCCUUCACUGGCGGUGGGGCGAACCCCCGGCUCCCAUUCCCGUGCCGCCUGCCCCUGAUGCGCCACCUGAUGAACCUCCUCCGCCACCUAUGAAGGGCAGAGCUGAGCGGGAAUUCUUUGUCAAGUUGGUGGGACAGUCCUACUGGCACUGUACAUGGAUCACUGAGCUGCAGUUGGAGAUCUUCCACUCAGUGAUGUACAGAAAUUACCAGAGGAAGACAGAUAUGGACGAUCCUCCCAGUUUGGACUACGUCUCGGGCGGCGAGGAUGAGAACGGGAUGGGAAAGAGCGAGAAGAGGAGGGCUAAAGACCCGCAAUAUGCCAUCCUUGAAGAGAAGUACUACAAAUACGGCAUCAAGCCUGAGUGGAUGAUAAUCCAUCGCAUCAUCAACCACAGUGUUGAUAAAAAGGGCAUCUACCACUACCUGGUUAAAUGGAGAGACCUGACCUAUGAUCAGUGCACUUGGGAACGAGAUGACAUGGACAUCCCCGACUUUGGUAUUUACAAGACCAACUACUGGAGACACAGAGACUCCAUCAUGAAGGAAGACCCGGACAAACCCAGGAGGAUGAGGAGUAAGAGUCAGGAGGACGAAGACGAGUCUCCCGCCUCACCAGUCACUGAUCCUACGAUCAAAUACGAGGAGCAGCCAGACUUUGUGACGUUGACGGGCGGCACCCUACACCUGUACCAAAUGGAGGGUCUCAAUUGGCUUCGCUUUUCAUGGGCUCAGGGAACCGACACCAUUCUGGCGGAUGAGAUGGGUCUCGGCAAGACCAUCCAGACCAUUGUCUUCCUCUAUUCUCUCUUUAAAGAGGGUCACACAAAGGGUCCCUUCCUGGUUAGCGCCCCACUCUCCACCAUCAUCAACUGGGAGCGGGAGUUUGAGAUGUGGGCACCCGACUUCUACGUGGUGACCUACACGGGCGAUAAGGACAGCCGAGCCAUCAUCAGAGAGAACGAGUUAUCGUUUGACGACUCGGUCGUGAAGGGAGGAAAGAAGUCUUUCAAGAUGCGGAGAGAUACUCCUAUUAAGUUCCACGUGCUGCUGACCUCCUAUGAGCUGGUGACCAUCGACCAGACGGCCCUGAAGUCCAUCGACUGGGCAUGUCUGGUGGUAGAUGAGGCUCACCGCCUUAAAAACAAUCAGUCCAAGUUUUUCAGGCGACUGAACGACUACAAGAUUGACCACAAGCUGCUGCUGACAGGAACGCCGCUACAGAACAACCUGGAGGAGCUUUUUCACCUGCUCAACUUUCUCACGCCAAACCGCUUCAACAACCUCGAGGGCUUCUUGGAGGAGUUUGCCGACAUCUCCAAGGAAGAUCAGAUCAAGAAACUCCAUGACCUGCUGGGUCCUCACAUGCUGCGGAGGCUAAAGGCUGAUGUCUUCAAGAACAUGCCCGCCAAGACAGAGCUGAUUGUACGAGUGGAACUGAGCCCCAUGCAGAAAAAAUACUAUAAGCUGAUUCUUACCAAGAACUUUGAGGCUCUUAACUCAAAAAGCGGAGGAAACCAGGUCUCUCUGCUCAACAUCAUGAUGGAUCUGAAGAAGUGCUGCAACCACCCCUACCUUUUCCCUGUCGCCUCCAUGGAAGCCCAGAAAACACCAAACGGUGCUUAUGAGGGUUCUGCCCUCACAAAGGCUUCUGGAAAACUGACGCUAAUGCAGAAGAUGCUGAGGAAACUGAAGGAGCAGGGCCACAGGGUGCUGGUCUUCUCCCAGAUGACUAAAAUGCUGGACCUACUUGAAGACUUCCUGGAUUAUGAAGGUUACAAGUAUGAAAGGAUAGACGGUGGCGUCACAGGAGCUCUGAGGCAGGAGGCCAUUGACCGCUUCAACGCACCAGGCGCCUGUCAGUUUUGUUUCUUGCUCUCCACCCGAGCUGGAGGUUUAGGAAUCAACUUAGCCACAGCAGACACUGUGGUCAUCUUCGACUCAGACUGGAACCCUCACAAUGACAUACAGGCCUUCAGUCGCGCUCACCGCAUCGGGCAGGCCAACAAGGUGAUGAUUUACCGCUUUGUGACGCGAGCCAGCGUGGAGGAGCGCAUCACCCAGGUGGCCAAGAGGAAAAUGAUGCUGACUCACCUGGUGGUCCGGCCAGGCCUGGGAUCCAAAGCUGGCUCCAUGACCAAGCAGGAACUGGAUGAUAUCCUUAAAUUUGGAACAGAGGAGCUUUUCAAAGACGAAGGAGAAGGUAUGAAGAACUCCUCCGGGGACAAAGUGGAGGAUGAGGGCAACGUGAUCCACUACGACAGCACCGCCAUCGAGAGGCUGCUCGACAGAAGCCAGGAUGCCACCGACGACUCUGAUGUGCAGAAUAUGAACGAGUACCUCAGCUCCUUCAAAGUGGCCCAGUACAUGGUCCGAGAGGAGGACAAGGUUGAGGAAAUCGAGCGGGAGAUCAUCAAGCAGGAGGAGAACGUGGACCCCGACUACUGGGAGAAACUGUUGCGGCAUCACUACGAGCAGCAACAGGAGGACCUGGCCAGUAAGCUGGGAAAAGGCAAAAGGAACCGGAAGCCUGUCAACUACAAUGACGCUGCGCAGGAAGAUCAAGAGUGGCACGCUGACAUUUCGGACAACCAGUCGGAAUACUCAGUGGGCUCUGAGGAGGAGGACGAGGACUUUGAUGACCGGCCGGAAGGUCGCAGGCAAUCACGUCGCCAGCUGAGAAGCGAGAAGGACAAACCUCUUCCUCCUCUUCUUGCCAGAGUGGGAGGCAACCUGGAGGUCCUUGGCUUCAAUACUCGCCAGAGGAAGGCUUUCCUAAAUGCGGUGAUGCGCUGGGGAAUGCCGUCUCAGGACGCUUUCUCCUCUCAGUGGUUGGUCAGAGACCUCAGAGGGAAGACUGAGAAGGAAUUCAAAGCGUACGUGUCUCUUUUUAUGCGUCACUUGUGUGAGCCAGUGGCUGACGGGGCCGAGACGUUUGCUGACGGCGUACCGAGGGAGGGCUUGUGUCGCCAGCCUGUCCUGACUCGCAUUGGCGUCAUGUCGCUCGUCAAGAAGAAGAUUCAGGAGUUUGAGCACAUAAACGGGCGGUGGAGUCUUCCAGAGCUCAAGCCUGAGGUCAGUGUGGACAAAUCCUCCGCCUCCAGGGCAUCGUCUCCCGCCGCCAAGACGGCAACGCCCACCCCAGACGCCAGCUCCAACAACACGCCUUGCACCUCCAAGCCAGCAACGCCUGCUCCGGUGGACAAGCCUGAAAAAAACGGCAAAGAGUCAGAAAAGGACGACAAGGAAGAUGGCGAGGCCCAGACAGAAAAAGACAAAGGGAGGGAAAAAGAUGAGGGCAAGGAGGAGGAUGCAAACAAGUCUGCAGAUGGUGAAGAGAGCGCAUCUUCCGCUUUAAAAAGUGAGGGGGAAAUGGACGCAGACUUGAACAAGGGGGAGAAGAAAGAAACAAGCAGCAGCCCAGCAGAGGAGUGCAGUACGCAGCAGAAGAACGCAGCCGAGUCCAAACAAACCGCUGAACCAGAGGAGCGGGUCAAAGAAGGAAAAGCAGACGAAGAGAAGGCCGACGAGAAGUGGGAAAAAAACACGGAAAAGCCUGAUAGGACGCCGCCGCAGGCAGCGGAGGUCACUGAAGCCAAGAAAGAAGAUGUCAAAGGUGACAAGGAGGCUGGGAAAGACGUCAGAGAAACGAAGGUCGACGUUGCCAAGGGUAACGGAAAGAUGCCCGCCGAGCGACCCCGUUUCAUGUUCAACAUUGCUGAUGGCGGCUUCACUGAGCUGCACACUCUUUGGCAGAACGAGGAGCGCGCCGCCAUCUCCUCUGGAAAGAUGAGCGAGAUCUGGCAUCGCCGACACGAUUUCUGGCUCCUGGCGGGAAUCGUCAUCCACGGCUACGCUCGGUGGCAGGACAUCCAGAACGAUCCGCAGUUCGCCAUCGUCAAUGAGCCGUUCAAGUCCCAGGCCAACAAAGGCAACUUCCUGGAGAUGAAGAACAAGUUCCUGGCCCGACGCUUCAAGCUGCUGGAGCAGGCGCUGGUCAUCGAGGAGCAGCUGCGCCGGGCGGCCUACCUGAAUAUGACGCAGGACCCCAGCCACCCGGCCAUGGCUCUCAACGCUCGCUUUGCCGAGGUGGAGUGUCUGGCCGAGUCGCACCAGCACCUCAGCAAGGAGUCGCUGGCGGGCAACAAGCCAGCCAACGCCGUCCUACACAAAGUGCUCAACCAGCUGGAGGAGCUGCUGAGUGACAUGAAGGCCGACGUGACCCGACUACCGGCCACGCUGGCCAGAGUCCCGCCCAUCGCCGCUCGCUUGCAAAUGUCUGAGAGGAGCAUCCUGAGUCGGCUGGCCAGCAAGGGCAUGGAGACGCACACCUCCCUGCCCAUCCCUCCCGGACCCUACGCCACCCCUCAGAACUACGGAGUUCCAUUCACUCCAGCACCCCCGAGCGCCCUACUCAUGGGAGGGGCCAACUACAGUCAGAUGCCGCCAGGAUCCUUCAUAUCAGAAGCCGCCACUGCUGCUGGGGCCACCGGGGGACCCGCUGGGGGGGCGGCCGCUGUCAGUGUCUGCCAGAAGACCAAGGAGCAUGAUGUUGUGCAGCGGCAGCGGGUGGUGGACCUGUGGAAGGACGGAAAGUCUGAGGGGGCCAUCGGCCUGGAGCUCAGGAUGCCCAAGUCCACUGUGCACAGCAUCAUUGUCAAGUACCGCCUCAGUAACACCGUGGAGAACCUGCCACGCAACGGCAGACCAAAAAAACCAUGAAGACGGUGUGUGGGAGGGGGGUCAGAAUUCCGAGAAAUUAGCGUUGAAACCUAAGAGGUGAGUGGGGGGGCGCUGUAGAGCCCCGCUGGAAGGAAGAGGAAGCUUUAAAACAGAGACACAAAUGGAGCAUCUGGGGGGGUGAAAAGUCAAGCAGAAGGAAUGAUGUGGACAAAGAAUAGCCUGGCAAACCAAGAACAUGACGUUAAAUCAGGAAUUCAGAGACAACUUUUUUCGACAUAAAUUCCUCUGAUUUCUGACUCUUUGCCCAAAGAGUCCCCCCCGGAUCAAUUCUUCAUCCAGCAGCAGACUGAAGGAGCCUUUCUCCUCGCUCUGACCCUGUACUCCCUCAUUCCUCAACGGUCCUCCUCCUCCGUCUCUGCUCCCCCCCAGACCCAGACCCUCACACACACGCAAACAUAUAGAAGUACGCGUGCGUGUGCGUGUGUGUGUGCGCGCGCGUGUGUGCGUGUGUGUGUGUGUGUGUGCGCGCGCGCGUGUGUGUGUGUACGUGUGUACGUGUGUGUGUGUGUGUGUGUGUGUGUGUGUGUGUGUGUGUGUGUGUGUGAGGUCCACGAGAGACUCGCAAAUAACAUAAUGUGUUUGCUUACCAACUGACUGAAGAAAGACAAAGGUGAAAGUUGUCUUCGAUGUUUUUAUAAACAGCUGGCACACAACUUUUUAAAUGGUCUGGAAGUCCAAUUCAUCAAGAUUGUCCUGAGCUGUGUCUCAAUUUGAGUACUUCUACUUACAGUAGUCUUUUAAUUGCUUUCACUACAUAGGUUGUGACGAAAGGGUAGGGACUAACAAACUUUCCAACCAACAAGAAGAAGAAGCACAAAUAUAUUUCCAGUAAGUGCACAAUGAUUGAAGUCGAAUAGGGACGGGACUACACUGUCAAAAUCUGUGCACUCAAGAAUUAAGUAUGUGCACACUCUCACCUAGCAUUUUGAGUGUAAUGGUGCGUUCACGCUCAAAAUGCAGUCCACUCUCGUACCUGGAUGUUGCACUCAAAAUGGAGAGUGCACGGUGCUGGACACUUACUACCCUUAAUAGUCACAAUCUUGGUUAUGUAGCGAAAGGAGAGGGACUAAGUCGAAAAAAUGGGUGCUGACAAGCAACCCCUGGUGGUGAAAAGUAGUGAACAAACAGAAAAAGUGAGUAAAUAUUGCGAUUAACAUUUCCCAUUAAAGUACAAUGACAGUAAUGGAUUUGGGACAGGCACUAAAAUGUCAAAUUUCACAUACUCAAAUUGUACACAGUUGUAAAAAACAAGGCACGUUUAUUUAUAGAGCACAAUUCGUAUGCAAGGCAAUUCAAAGUACAUUACAGAUGCAUAAAAUUACAAAAAGGCGAAUAAAAUCAUGAAUAAAAAUAAAAUUAUCAUAAAAAUCAUCAUGACUUAAUUCAAUUAAAAUCAAGUGUAGAUAAAACACUUCUCUAAAGUGUUUUCAACAUUUAGGCCUGUCUCACAUCUUCUGGAAGACUGUACCGGAUUUUAAGAGCAUGAAACUGAAAUACAGCCUCACCCUCAUUUAGUACGUUCAUACACAAAAUUCAGUGCACUGUCACUACCCGGGUGUUGCAAAUAAAACAAUCAAAAUGGUAAGUGCUCAGUGCUGGACACUUACAUAACUCAAUAGUCACCAUCUUAGCUACGUAAUAGAAAGAAAGGGACAACCAAACAAAAAGGAAUGGUGCAAUCUCUACUUCAAUUAAAGCAGGGGGUACACACGCAGACCAGAAAAAUUCAUAAUAAAUAUCGUAGUGUCCAGGCUAAAGAGCACACGUAAAUAUAAGCUGCACUUACUUAAUUUUUGGACAAAUUUUGUACAUAUAUUGGCUGCACAAGUCUAUAAACCGAAGGUGUACACGUUGAAGUAUAUUUUAUUGCAUAAUGAUAGUCAGCGAUUUGGGACAGCACUACACAGUACAAAUUUGCACGUUCGGGAAGUAAAUACAGAGUGUACACAGCACACUUAUUGAAGUGUACUGAUGGAUGUGUUCGUUUUGAGACAAAGCACAUAGUCUUUGGUCGAUGUAAAAAUAUGUUGAAGAGGUUCAUUUAGCCUACUGAUGUGUAUAAUUAAAUAGUUGAUUUAUACAGGCAAGUAAGGUAAAGUUU
Molecule: messenger RNA, 8780 nt
Organism: Nerophis lumbriciformis (worm pipefish)
Lineage: Eukaryota; Metazoa; Chordata; Actinopteri; Syngnathiformes; Syngnathidae
Gene: chd3
Product: chromodomain helicase DNA binding protein 3
Biological process (GO): chromatin remodeling
Cellular component (GO): nucleus; NuRD complex; chromatin
Molecular function (GO): histone binding; ATP binding; ATP hydrolysis activity
Source: RefSeq, a predicted model, not a curated record